This is a messenger RNA of Colletotrichum orchidophilum, 822 nucleotides long. Its product is annotated as HpcH/HpaI aldolase/citrate lyase family protein. The transcript is spliced from 5 exons. Gene Ontology annotation, cellular component: cytoplasm. The record is from RefSeq and is a predicted model, not a curated record. Lineage: Eukaryota; Fungi; Ascomycota; Sordariomycetes; Glomerellales; Glomerellaceae. Bases 1 to 822 code for a protein of 273 amino acids. Gene Ontology annotation, molecular function: aldehyde-lyase activity.
AUGUCGGCAAUGCAGGCGGCCAACAGGCUCCGGACGGCCUUUAUCAAGGGCGCCGGCCCCAGCUUCGGACUGUGGCAGAUGAUCCCCGGCGCCAAUGUCUCGCGGGUGCUUGCUCGAAGUCCGGGUGUGGACUGGGUCUUGGUCGAUUGCGAACACGGAAACCUUGACGAUGGGGCCAUGCACGAUGCCGUCCCCGCCAUCGCUGCCGCUGGCGCAUCUCCUAUUGUGAGGUUGCCAGACAUGCAGGGUUGGAUGGUUAAGCGAGCUUUGGAUUGCGGUGCUCACGGGAUCCUCGUGCCGCUGCUCCGGACCGCCCAGGAGGCAAAGGACUUGGUGCAGUCGGCCAAGUUCCCGCCGUGGGGACGACGAGGUUUCGGGUCGCCGCUCGCUAUGGAGCGCUUCAGCCCAGCGCCCAGCAUGACCGAGUACCUGAAACAAGCCAACGACAGCCUGUUGACCAUUGUGCAGAUCGAGACUAAGGAAGCUCUGGAAUCCAUCGAUGAGAUCGCGGUGGUCGAGGGUAUCGACGCGCUCUUCAUCGGGCCCUUUGAUCUUGGAAACAACAUUGGCCACCCGGUGAUUAACGGCGUCAUCGAGAAGGAGCUGAGCGAUGCCAUUGACCGCAUCCUCAAGGCGACGCACAAAGCGGGUAAGAAGGCCGGCAUCUUCUGCACGAGCGGCGAACAGUCCAAGUUCUUCGCGGAUAAGGGCUUCGACAUGAUCAGCGUAGCGACGGAUUAUACGGCAUUGCAGUACACAUUGUCGGAGUCAUUGAGCGUAGCCAAGGGAGAAGCAAAGCCGGCAAAGGGUGGAUCGUACUGA